GUGGCUCCUGACUGCUAAACUGGUCGAGGUCCCAGCUGAGGUUAACCCCCAGGACAAGCGGGGGCGCCCCGCCCCCACUCUGGGCGCCCGACGUGGACGCGGCCGCCGCCGCCGCCGCGCGGGAGUCGCUGUCCGCGGAGCCGACAUGCAGGCGGCGGGGGGCGGCGCGGGGCGGCCGGGCCGCGCUGGCCGCCGGCCGGAGCGCGAGCGCGAGCGGCCACCGGGCGCCGGCGCCGCGUCCCCCUGCGCCGCCCCGGGCCGACGGGCCGGAGGAGCCGCCAUGCCCCCCGGGCCGCCGUGCACCUGGCCGCCCCGCGCCCGCGCCGCGCUCCGCCUGUGGCUGGGCUGCGUCUGCUUCGCGCUGGUGCAGGCGGACAGUCCCUCGGCCCCAGUGAAUGUCACUGUCAGGCACCUCAAGGCCAACUCUGCGGUGGUGAGCUGGGAUGUGCUGGAAGAUGAGGUUGUCAUUGGAUUUGCCAUCUCUCAGCAGAAGAAGGACGUGCGGAUGCUCCGCUUCAUCCAGGAGGUGAACACCACCACCCGCUCCUGUGCCCUGUGGGACCUGGAGGAGGACACUGAGUACAUCGUGCACGUGCAGGCCAUCUCCAUCCAGGGCCAGAGCCCGGCCAGUGAGCCAGUGCUCUUCAAGACCCCACGCGAGGCCGAGAAGAUGGCCGCCAAGAACAAAGAUGAGGUGACCAUGAAGGAGAUGGGGAGAAGCCAGCAGCUGCGGACGGGCGAGGUGCUCAUCAUCGUGGUGGUCCUGUUCAUGUGGGCUGGCGUCAUCGCCCUCUUCUGCCGCCAGUAUGACAUUAUCAAGGACAAUGAACCCAAUAACAACAAGGAAAAAACCAAGAGCACGUCAGAAACCAGCACACCGGAGCACCAGGGUGGGGGGCUUCUCCGCAGCAAGUUUCCAAACAAGCCCUCGGUGAACAUCAUUGAAGUGUGACUGCUUGUCUGCAAGGAGAAGGAUUUCAUUUUUCUUCUCUGCUGGUCCCCUGGUCCACAGGCACAGGGAGAGGGAGGACUGCAGCAGCAGGAGGAGGCACAGCCAGCUGCACAAUUCUCCCUUUUCCAGUCCUAGUCUGGUGAAGGAGGCUGAACUAAAAACCCAAAUUCUGCAAAAAAUAAACAAGUAAGCCACAAAAACUAAAAGGCCUGGCCCCAUUCGGAAAUGGCAAAGCUGCACAAGACAGAGCCUUCUGCCUCUUCGCCUCUCCUGGACUGGCUUCCUCUUUGAGAAAAUGCACAAAGCUCCUAGGAAUGACAAGCACCUAGACUGACUCAAGCUGUGUCUUCAAGACCAAGGAACAUUAGGGAAGCCGUGGGGUGCCUGCCUUGCAGGGUCAUGGCUGCCAUUAUUAUUGCCUUUUCUGGAUCCAGCCAUAAAGGACUUGUCUGCAAUGUGAUGCACACCUUGGCAAGUGUAAGAUGUUGUAUCUUUUGUCUCUUUUGGAAAACAAAAUAGGAGGUUUCACUCCAGAGGACAGAGGGAUUCCCCUAAGGACUGAGCUAGUUGCCUGUAUCCUCUAUUUUCCUUGGCCUUUAUUUUAAGAUCAUCAGGCUGAGGUCUUAAAAAGACAAAGUAGGAAGGAGAACUGGGAGAUACUGGCCCCAUUUCUUUAGGAAACGUCUCUUGGAGCUUCAGCAAUGCUGGCUUGGACAAAUGAAAAGGCACGUCCUCGUCCAGUAUCCUGGGAGCUGCUAGACCACCCUUCUGGAGAAGCUGCUGGAAGGCAGGCCUGAGCCAUUCGCCACCAACAAGCAGAGCAGCCCUGGCUAUCACCACUGGCCUGUGGGGUCUCCAUGUCUUGCCAUCUCAUCCAGGGUUCUGUGGAAGCUGUCUACAGUCCUCAUGUCCUUCCCUAGAGCCUAGUGGUGUGAGGUAACAGGUCUCUCUCUCUCUCCACUGCCCUUUUCUGGUUAAACAAAAAAAUGGUGCUUGAGAAGGCAGACUCUUCCCUAGGACUGAUGAGUUACAGCUACCAAAUGCCUCCAUGGGAAGAGUCAGACCUCUGCAUCCUUCCAUUGGUGGACAAGGAUGGGAAUGUGAGCUCCUAGCACAAACCUGGCACACAGUAGGCACUCACUAUUUGUUGAACUGAAUAGCAAAGAGCAAUGUCUCCCAAGCCAGAGAGCUGAAAGCCAUCACUAAUGACCGCCCCGUCCUUCCGGUCCACAGAGCUCUCAUGGCUGGGUCAGCCACCACUCUUUGCCCGAGUGUGGCAGCACAGAGAGGGAGGAGAGACAGGGUAAAGAGCAGAUGUCAGCAAUACUAAGGGCUUCCUCAUAGAGGGCAUGAGGCUCCACUUCAUUGUCUUGUGACUUCCAUCCCUGCUGAAUGGGGCUGCAAGGCCAAGGCUCCUUAGGGGAGAGGUCUAUACUUCUGAUUCAGUUAGAGCAAUAACCACUUUUUAAAUGUAAAAUAAAAAGACAAAUGAAAAGG
This is a messenger RNA of Choloepus didactylus (southern two-toed sloth), 2449 nucleotides long. It is a transcript of the gene FNDC5, whose product is annotated as fibronectin type III domain containing 5. Bases 146 to 952 code for a protein of 268 amino acids. The record is from RefSeq and is a predicted model, not a curated record. Gene Ontology annotation, biological process: positive regulation of brown fat cell differentiation. Gene Ontology annotation, molecular function: protein binding. NCBI's taxonomy places the organism in Eukaryota, Metazoa, Chordata, Mammalia, Pilosa, Megalonychidae. The transcript has 7 exons.